GCUUCGUCCACUGGAAUAUGAUCCAGGAUUAAUUCCUGAGACAUCGAUCAGAUCAGAGAUCUUAGGAGUACAUGCCAGGGGGAGAAGGAAUUCUACGACUGAUUGAGCCAACAAAUCCUAGCUAGAAAACUAUUAUUUGCUUCAUUAUCAAUCACACAGUUUUACUUUGACACAACAAUAAGAACAUCAAAAACUUCAAAGGAAAAGUAAGAGUAAAAGUUUAAUACAUGAUUUAGGGCUAAACUUCCAAUGUAUAACUCAUAAGAUUAUGAUAAAGAAAACAUAAUUAAGAAUAACUUUCUGACAUUUUGAGAACUGUUUAUGUAUUCUAAAUUAAGUUUUGAUAUUAUGGCCACUAACAAAAAAAAGUAUUUCAAAAAUUGUGACGAAAAAACAUAAAUAUCUCUUUUCUUAUACUAUAUCCUAAACGCUAAAUAAUUUAUAAACACAAAUUUUUUUACAAUAUUUAAUAUUCAUAUAACAAAAUCAGUGGAAAUAUAUAAUAGCAACUAUCCGCGCGUAGCGCGGAAAAGGGUCUAGUUCAUAUAAAGUCAAAGAAAAAACAAUCAAUUAUUUAAAAAAAAAAACAACCCAUUUGCUCUUUUCAGGCGGAUAUCAUAUUGUAGUACAAAAUAAAAAUUUAAAUAUCCAAAAAUAUUAUUACCUAGGUCCUAAACCAAUACUCUGCACGAACGUUGUGAAGCCGCGUCGAGUCAAGAAACCACUAUAAAGAGUUCACUCAGCCACAUUCACAUAACAAAACAAAAGCAUAUACCUACUCCAGAAAAUAAAAGUAAAGUUCUAAAGUUGUCUCCACGUAAUUCUCUGCUAAGGCAAAUGGAAGAUUCAAGCUUCACGGAUUUGAUGAUCGACACUGAUGAGUAUUUCGUUGAUGAUUGGGAACAAGAUUUCCCGGUGAUACCCGGAGACACUACUGAUCAUCAGAGCACAAAACCGGGUUCUGGAUCCGAAUCCGGAUCCGGGUUCAGUUUGAUUUCCGAGAACAGACCAACAAAGCAAAUGAAAGUCAACUCAACUUCUUCCUCUUCUCCAUCAUCAUCUUCUUCUUCUUGUGAUUCUCUCACAGCAGCACAAGUGAUCUCGUUCGGUUCUCAAGACCCGAACAUGAACGUGGUCGAGGCAUCGUUUAACUUCUCUAACCAAGCAAACAUUGAACCGAACGUGAGGUCCAAAAGAAAAGAGUGUGGUAAUAAUGGAGGAAAAAGAGAGCCACAUCUACUGAAAGAACAUGUUUUGGCUGAACGUAAACGCAGACAAAAGCUCAACGAACGUUUGAUUGCUCUCUCUGCUCUUCUUCCUGGCCUCAAAAAGGCUGACAAGGCAAGUGUUCUUGAAGACGCGAUCAAACAUUUGAAACAACUUCAAGAACGUGUCAAGAAGCUGGAGGAAGAGCGAGUGGGAACCAAGAAAAUGGAUCAAUCGGUUAUAUUGGUGAAGAGAUCUCAAGUGUAUAUGGACGAUGAUUCUUCAUCUUAUUCUUCUACUUGCUCUGCUGCUGCUUCUCCUCUGUCUUCUUCUUUAGACGAAGUUUCUAUUCUGAAACAGACCAUGCCUAUGAUCGAAGCACGAGUUUCAGACCGAGAUUUGCUGAUUCGAAUUCGUUGUGAGAAGAACAAAGGGUGUUUGGUUAAGAUCUUGAGUUCAUUGGAGAAGUUUCGUCUAGAAGUAGUCAAUAGUUUUACUUUACCCUUUGGAAACUCAACUCUCGUAAUCACCAUUCUCUCUAAGAUGGACAACAAAUUUUCUCGGCCUAUUGAAGAUGUUGUGAAGAACAUAAGACUUGCGUUAGCGGAAUAGUAUUUUUCAUAACCAUUAUGUGAAUUUCGCAGCGACUAAAACGUGUGAUUUGAUCUCCAAAGUCAAUCAGAAUACUUGUUUUCCUUUUUUUAAUCAGUAGUUGGAUAAUAAAAGCAGAGGAAUGCAUGUGAUAUGGGAUGUGUUUGAGUGUAAUAGCUGGAUUUAGUGGGUGUGUGUGUGUGUAAUGAUGGCUGUAUCAUUGGUUUGAUUUUUUUCCAAUAUCAAUGGUUUGAAUUAAUAAUGAAGAUCCGUGAGUUUUUAAUUGGUUUUA
This is a messenger RNA of Brassica rapa (field mustard), 2089 nucleotides long. Its product is annotated as transcription factor NAI1. The record is from RefSeq and is a predicted model, not a curated record. Gene Ontology annotation, molecular function: protein dimerization activity. Lineage: Eukaryota; Viridiplantae; Streptophyta; Magnoliopsida; Brassicales; Brassicaceae.